This is a messenger RNA of Ciona intestinalis (vase tunicate), 1918 nucleotides long. NCBI's taxonomy places the organism in Eukaryota, Metazoa, Chordata, Ascidiacea, Phlebobranchia, Cionidae. The record is from RefSeq and is a predicted model, not a curated record.
GGAUCUGUGGAAGUAAUAAUGGAUAUUUACUGGUUAUUCUUCUGGGUUCUGCUUGCAAUAUGUGUUGUGUUAUACAUGUAUACUCGUCAAGUUGUUAAUGUAGUGGAAGAUGGAAAUUUUCUUUCAUUUCAAAAAACCUACAUGGUUGUUUACCUUCUGGCGAUGGGUGGUGAUUGGUUUCAAGGUCCCUAUGUUUAUGCAUUGUAUCAACAUUACGGUAUGAGUUCUCACCAGAUAGAUAUUCUAUUUGUUGCUGGAUUUGGGUCAAGUAUGAUAUUUGGAACAUUUGUUGGCUCUGUGGCCGAUAAGUUUGGUCGUCGAUUCAACUGUGUUCUGUAUGGAAUUUUGUACAUUUUAUCUUGUAUUACUAAACAUUUCCCACACUUUACCAUUUUACUGGUUGGGCGGUUUUUGGGAGGUAUCGCUACUUCUAUACUCUACAGCGCGUUUGAAUCUUGGUUGAUCUGCGAACACCAUAAGAGAGGAUUUAAUGGAGAUUUGCUUGGAAUCCUUUUUUCAAGAGCUACGCUUGGCAACUCAUUGACUGCAAUAUCAGCUGGACAUAUUGCACAGACAUUUGCUGAUCGCUAUGGAUACGUUGCACCCUUUGAUUUAUCCAUAGUCACACUAGUCAUGAUGAUAGUUGCCAUCAUGUACACGUGGAAUGAAAACUAUGGAGAUUCUCAGUCAACCAUUACAGUGAGUUUUGGUAAAGCUGCUGAAGCGAUAAAACAAGAUCCUAAAGUGUUAAUGCUUGGAUUGGUGCAAUCAUUAUUUGAGGGGGCCAUGUACACGUUUGUGUUGGAAUGGACACCAGCUUUAUCAAAUCCCAACUCUGAUAAAAGUAUUCCACAUGGUCUGAUAUUUGCUUCUUUCAUGGUUGCUGUUAUGAUCGGUUCAUCUGUAUUCAAACUUCUAACCAAAGUAAGGACAAUUGAAUCCUUCAUGCGCUUUGUUCUCCUGAUUGCUGCCAUGUCGCUGGCUGUACCUGUAGUUCUACCAGAUCACACUAAUGUGGUAUUCAUGGCGUUUUGUGUGUUUGAGAUGUGUGUUGGUAUAUUCUGGCCAUCACUUGGUACUAUGAGAGGUUCCUAUGUUCCUGAACAAGUGAGAUCUACAGUAAUGAACUUCUUCCGUAUUCCACUCAAUCUGAUUGUUAUAGUUCUGUUGAUACAGAACUUGAAGAUAAAGGUUGUUUUCACAUGUUGUGUUUGUUUCCUUCUUCUUGCAACAGUUUGUCAGCAUAUUCUUCACAGAUUUGCUUCAAAACUUCCUAAAAAGGAAGUUUCUGAAGCAGAAGAUGAGAAACCCAUGUUAGAAGUUUAAAAUUUUUAGAGAAAUUAUUUUAAAAUACACAUUAACGCAUUUUAUGAACUCGCAUAUCUGCUAUGCAUUUUUAUGUAGUGCCUUUUUUGAACUGAUUCACAUUAACAAAUUCCAGCAUUUAAACAUAUUUAAGAAUUCUGUAUCAUAAUGGUUGCGUUGCGUUAUAUUCGAGUGAUUUUGAAGGGUCUGUUGGAAAAAUUCUCUGGCAGGCUGUCAUGAUUCUUUUAAGUCCCUGAAUGAACUUUCUUUGCGUUUCAUCGUUAAGCACAUGAGCGAUUUGUUGUGAGAAAAUUUUCUCUCUUCCUGUACGGGCAUGGAUCCCCACCAUUGUGACACCAAUUGGCCAUGGGGCAUUUCCAAUUGCCAUUUGAAGAUAUAUUGCACUUGCCUUUGUAAAAAAGUAAUGUUGUAAAAUGUAGUGUUGCUUGUUAAAACCAACCUAGCGAUUAGCGUUAUAAUAAAUAUAUGUUUCUGUUUCUUUUUUGUGUCAAUUUAUGUAAAAUGCGGUGUUGCUUGUUACAUGUUAUACAGAUAUUAACCUGCUUAGCGCUUAGCGAAAUAUUACUAUUGAAUACAAAUGUUUUCUGUACCU